Molecule: messenger RNA, 663 nt
Organism: Gigantopelta aegis
Lineage: Eukaryota; Metazoa; Mollusca; Gastropoda; Neomphalida; Peltospiridae
Product: E3 ubiquitin-protein ligase TRIM13-like
Exons: 4
Biological process (GO): positive regulation of DNA-templated transcription
Cellular component (GO): chromatin; nucleoplasm
Molecular function (GO): ubiquitin-protein transferase activity
Source: RefSeq, a predicted model, not a curated record
AUGGCUACCCUUCUGUUGUUCCUGCUAGUAAUCUCAAGUGUAGUAUUUGUUUGGACCUCUUUAGUGAUCCUCGUGUUCUUCCUGUUCUUCAUAUAUAUUGUUUGAAGUGUCUACAAGGACUUGUGAGUAAAGAAAAGAGCUAUCUCAGUUGUCCUCAAUGUAGAGCUAAACAUGAGAUACCCAAAGGAGAUGUGGCUAAUUAUCUUUGUGAUCUCUCCAUUUUACCAGAGUUAGAGGCAGCCAAAGCUACUUCAAGGAAAGAAGAGGCAAGAUGUGUGGUUUAUGUACCUCUGUUGAGAAAUUUGGAGCAGCGAGUGUGUAGUCAACGUGAUAAGCUUGAAGCUGAGAUAAUUGCAACAUAUGAUGAGUAUAUAACAAAGAUACAAGCAAUGAAGGAGGAGCUUUUGAAACAAGUUGAGUCCAAAAGAAGAGAAACCAGCCUGGAAGAAACGGCAGAGGAAAGACGCAAGAAGAGAGAAAAUGAAGUAAAAGAGAAAGAAGUUAAAACAAAAGGACAAGAAACACCAGAACAGCUUGAGACAUCAGAUGUGAUGGAUCAAGAAGAAGAGAAACCAGCCUGGAAGAAACGGAUAGAUGAGAGACGCUACUGUCAAGACUGUGGUGAGUAUUUGUGUAGUUAUUGUCAAGACAUGCACAAUAAAA